Messenger RNA from Mollisia scopiformis, 1830 nucleotides. RefSeq names its product YccV-like-domain-containing protein. The transcript is spliced from 4 exons. The record is from RefSeq and is a predicted model, not a curated record. Gene Ontology annotation, molecular function: protein binding; DNA binding. NCBI's taxonomy places the organism in Eukaryota, Fungi, Ascomycota, Leotiomycetes, Helotiales, Mollisiaceae. Bases 1 to 1830 code for a protein of 609 amino acids.
AUGUACGAAAUACUAUCACAAUCGAAGCAACGGUCACUCCUCACCGACCUCCCAGACGAAGUUCUGCAGCAGAUUACCUACUACUGUUCUGCGAACGAUGUGCUCUUGAACAUUCAACGACUUUCGAAACGAUUUGGCAGGUUGGCCAGCGAGCCAUUGCUUUGGCGACAUCAUUGUAAAGUAGAGUUCAAGUACUGGGAUUCACAACACGCGAUUAAAGCGAAGUUUUUGGGCAAUGCUGUGGAUGUUGAUUGGAAGGCGCUCUACACAUAUCGAAGGGAAAUAGACGCACAAACCACUCGACUACUCAAUGGCAUUCUCGAGGCACAGGUCGAUCGAAUAUCCAAAUUUAGAUCCAUCUCGAGUUUUGGUUAUGAUGCAAAAGACACUUUGGUGCGGCAUUGCCAUGCGCACGAGGACACUCAAGAUGUUCUUGCAAGAAGAUACUAUGCCAGCGCUGUUCUAGAUCACGUCCACCGUUCGAAAGCAUUAGAUUUAUGGAGGAGGGUUCUGCACGGAGAAGAUGUCCCCAUCGAGAAAGCUCUAGGCGCCUUUGAUCUAUUCGUCCUGCAUGACCACUAUGGCGACCUUACAGAGAUCUCGGAUUUAUUUGACAACCUCCUUAAACACCUCCGUCAAGAGCACCCCGGUAUUGACGAUUUACCACCCCGGCAAAAAGCUCUCACAGCGUUGAGGUUCUUACGCAAAAACAACUUCGUGGGUCUCUCCUCGGAGCUCGCAUAUAGAGAUUUACAGAACAACUUUAUUGGAAUUGCAUUACAAGACCAAGACCAUCCAUCAUUACCGCUUAUCUCAGUUGCGAUAUUUUGCGCUGUGGCCCAGAGACUAGGGCUCGAUGCAAAGUGCUGUGGAAUACCGAAUCAUGUCCAUGCCAUGAUAAUCCCUGCCCACGGAGAGUCGCUCGAUGACAGACCAUUGAGGGAAGGAGAAGCUCAAGCAGAACCGAUGUACCUGGAUCCUUACGGCUUUGAUGACGAAAUUCCGCCACAAGCGCUUCGCAUUAUUCUGACUCAAUAUGGUCUCCGGCCACAUCAGUUUACUGAGUUCAUGACAGAUACUGACAAUGCUAACAUAAUACUUCGCACUUCGAGGAACAUCCUGGCCACCGUUCAGGAGUUUAGAGCUCAAGGAACUGGUGCCACGAACACAGGUCACCCGACUAUACGACUUCAUGCGAAUCCAUUCGCAGAUCUGGAUAAUGCUUUCUAUUCCGCUUUAUGGGCCAAUUACAUGUUCGGGAAUCCUGCUCGACCAUCGGAAAUGACCACUCAACGGCAAUUUAUACCCUUCAUUUUGGAGCGUUUUGAACGCCUGUAUCCUAUGGAUGCGUCACUGAUAGAGGAGUACAUAGUGCCUCAGUAUGGUAUUACAGACCACACCUCGGAGAAUUGGGAACUUCGAGAAGCACUUCGCGUUGUUCGAGUUGCAGAUCAGACUCCAAAGCAGCGUCGACUUCGAGAUACCCAGGCAGCUCGUGAAGGCGUCAAGUACAAGGUUGGCCAAGUAUUUCGUCACAGACGUUACGCUUAUAUGGGAGUAAUUACUGGUUGGGACAUGGAAUGUGGGAUGACUUCUGCUUGGAUUGCUCAUAAUAAUGUCGACUCACUAUCUCGCGGUAGGCAACAGAGCUUCUACCAUGCACUAGUUGAAGACACAAGUAUUCGCUAUGUGGCUGAGGAGAACAUCGAAGUCAUUGAGCCUGAUGUGCCGGUAUCGUUGAUGAGCUUGGCAGGGAAGUUCUUUAAGCGCUGGGAUAAGGAGAACCGAGUUUUUGUGUCAAAUAUUCAAGAUGAAUACCCUGAGGACUAA